AUGGCAUCCGGGGGCAGUAGUGAAGAGGCGCAACUAGCUCAAUGCCAAGCGUAUGUGCAACGGCAUAACAUCCAGCAAUUGGUCAAAGAAGCGAUUGUUAGCUUGUGUAUAAACAAACCUGAAAAUCCGAUCUUAUUUCUCAAGGAACAUUUCGAAAAGCUCUAUGAUCAACGAUCUCAGGCAUGUUCUUUAAUAUUUGAUAUUAAAGCAUCCUUCAGAUUACUAAUUUUGAAAAUGGGACAGCAUCUGAGCUUGAAAAGGCGUCGCAACAUGAGCACAGGUGCUACUGCUGCUACUGCUGCUUCUGUUACAUCUGCAACCUCUAUUACUACUGACCCUACCGGUGCUGCUAAUGUUAUCGAGAGCGAGAAGCUCAACGACAAAUCUCUUGUGUUGUCAAGUCCACGAGUAGAAGCAACAGAUGAUGACGACACUAUUGAUGAACCUCCGAAAAUACAACAAGGAAAUCGGCGACGCCUUGCAGUUAGCGCAGAGGUACCCGAUGAAAAUGAAGCCGCAAAUUAUGAUAAGGUGGUGAUACCUAAAGAUGAUGAAACUCGAAGGGCAUUGGAAGCAGCAAUGUGCAGAAAUAUCCUUUUUUCACAUCUUGAAGAACAUAGUAUUACGGAAGUUGAACUAAGUUAUCUUCAGGGAGACGAGCAAAAAGCUAUAUUUGAUGCCAUGUUUCCUGUUGAAAAGAAAAAGGGCGAAACUAUCAUUGAGCAGGGAGAAGAAGGCGAUAAUUUCUAUGUGAUUGAUUCUGGUGAAGUAGAUGUAUUUGUAAAUGGUGAAUAUGCAUUAUCUAUUAAAGAAGGUGGUAGUUUUGGUGAACUGGCUCUAAUUUAUGGAACUCCGCGGGCAGCAACGGUGGUUGCCAAGUCUGAUGUGGUGAAAUGUUGGGCGAUUGAUCGGAUUACCUAUCGACAGAUCCUCAUGGGAUCCACAAUGCGAAAGAGGAAGCUCUAUGAUGAAUUUCUGUCGAAAGUUCAAAUACUGUCUGAUCUCGAUAAAUGGGAGCGAGCGAAUGUUGCUGAUGCUUUAGAGAGAUGCGAUUUCGAACCAGGAACGCGUGUUGUUGAACAGGGACAUCCUGGUGAUGAAUUCUUCAUCAUUGUGGAAGGACAGGCAGAUGUGUUGCAAAAGCGAAGAGAGAUAGCGCUGCUUUUAGAUCGACCUCGAGCUGCAACCGUAAUCGCAAAAACACCUUUGAAAUGUGUAAAAUUAGAUCGAGCACGAUUUGAACGUGUAAUGGGACCGGUGCGUGAAAUCCUGAAAAGGGAUGUGUCAAAUUACAAUUCAUAUGUCAAGCUUAUGACAUGA
Molecule: messenger RNA, 1320 nt
Organism: Acanthocheilonema viteae
Lineage: Eukaryota; Metazoa; Nematoda; Chromadorea; Rhabditida; Onchocercidae
Source: the annotation of a GenBank genome assembly